This is a messenger RNA of Drosophila bipectinata, 4692 nucleotides long. Lineage: Eukaryota; Metazoa; Arthropoda; Insecta; Diptera; Drosophilidae. The record is from RefSeq and is a predicted model, not a curated record.
UUUUCGUAAAAAUUAUAAUAGUAAAGAAUAAUAACGCAAAAAUGGAUAAAAGAUAUGUCUUUUGGGCAUAUAAUGCAAUGAAAAUUGUUACGGAAAAAUUUAAAAAAAAAAAUUAAGCAGUAAUUUAAUUUGGGAAAGAGGCAAGAGUUUAACGUUGAAAAGAGGCGGGAAUACCAUGGAGGAAAGAGACGGAGUUUCUUCCUUUAAUCCUGUUCGAACUCUCGGCUUCUUUCAGAAUUCCUCGACGCUUGUAUGGGAAGUUAUACAGAUGUAGCUCUUUUACGGCCGCCGAUGAAUAGGAGGGCUUGUUGCCCAGGCCUGUUCCAGAUCAAAUGUUUCAGGGUGCAAAAUGAGAGGAAAUUUCUCUGUUGCAACACACAGAUAGUACAAACGAACCAGUAAUGCUCGUAGUCACCUUAAAUUCGUUACAUUGCAAAAAUGCCAAUUUACUGUUUUCGGAAUACUGACAAACAUAAAUACUUAUUAACAUGCAUACAUUGUACAUAUGUAUGCAGAAGUUUUUCUUAAAAGCACCGCUUCAACCUGAAAAAAGUUUAAUGCGCAUGCCUCCAUUGACAGUUAAGUCUGACUUACAGGAGAACUAAUAUAAGAGAAAUUAGUGCAAGUGUAGCCGACGGAACAAGUAUCAUUAAACAUGCAAACAUCAUAAUCAAAUGAAUUCGGCGGCUUACUGUUUAAACUGCAUAUGAAAUGAAAAAUAGCAGGAUAAUCCAAUAUUUAAUGGUGCAUACCUCGUUAUUCAUGAAAUACACUGCCUCGUAUAAAGAUCAAUAUUUUCCUUUGUUACAUCGUGGGAAAAAAAAUGCAUGCUAAUGUCACUUCAGAUCGCGGAAGUGGUGCAGGGGGCUCUUGGAGACUUCCACCAGAUGAAACUUUACAGGUGCAAGAUCCAAAACAAAAAGACCAUGAUCUUGAUUUAGACGAAGGUCACAAUUGGAGAAGUAUAAUCUUUUCCUUAAUUGUAAUUAGUUUCGUAAUAGCUGGUAUUAUUACUGCUAUAUACUUACUGGGAUAUGUCGAUGAGCUACUUUAUUGGUCAGGACGUAGGAUGAUUCUAGAUGAAUACUUACAAGGAGAUUUAAUGCCAACAAGAUUGCCACCUUCUUGGGUUACUACUCGCAAAUAUGUAUUUCAGUCAGACGAUGGUGGGUUAGCAACCUUGGAUACAACUACCAAUUUAAUAAAUGUCUUAGUAACUAAUCAUACUCUUCGCCAAUUAAAUGUUCAUGGAUAUUUAUGCUCCAAAGAUCUCAAGUAUGUUUUAUUUAAACAUAAUGUUAAAAAAACUUUUUUAAAAUCAUUUACGGCAUUCUAUACAAUUUAUGAUGUGGAAAACGAUCAUCAUAUGCCCGUGAAAGUGAAAAACUCCUUAAAAGUUCAAAGAACUCGACUGCAAUAUGCCGCUUGGCUUGGAAAUACAACCGCAAUUAUAUUUGUUAUAGAAAACGAUAUAUUCAUCCGUCAAUCUCCACUUAUAGAAAAUGAUAUAAGAAUAACUUCAACUGGAAAUGAAAACAAAAUCUACAAUGGUGUCCCCGAUUGGCUAUACCAAGAAGAAAUAUUUGACACGCCGGAAGCUAUUUGGUCUUCUUCUGAUGGUACACAUUUCAUGUUUGCUACUUUCAAUGAUACUCUUGUUGGUUUGAUGUCAUAUCCAUGGCUUUCAUCAGGAGCCUUAUUUGGAAGCGGAAUGGUUUCUGGAAGUUAUUUUCCUGAAACGAAAAAUGUUCGAUAUCCCACACCAGGAACCGUAAAUCCAGAAGUACAGUUGAGGGCAGUUGACAUUACAAACAUAAAAAAUAUCCAGGAAUUUCCCAUUAUACCGCCUGAAUCUAUUAUUGGGCAGGAAUAUUAUCUCACAUCAGCCGGCUGGGUAUCAGAUUCAAACGAAAAAGUUUCAGUAGUUUAUAUGGGACGUUCACAAAACUACAGUGUGAUCGCAACAUGCUCAAAAAUGGAUAAUUGGAAAUGUAUAGAAGUACAUUCGGAACGAGCUGCGGAAGAUGAAUGGUUGGAUAUUUUUCCUCACCCAGUUUUUUCAUCAGAUGGUAAUAGUUUUUUGUUGCUAGCUAGUGUACAAGAAUCGGGUCAUGAUCAUUUUACUCAUAUAAAACAUGUAACCAUCUCUCAACGAAGAAUUUCUGUAAUUUCCCACGGGCGUUAUGAGGUGAUAAAAAUAUUGUGCUGGGAUACCGUAAAUCAUAUUGUUUACUAUUUAGCCACUCAAGACAAAAAACCUGGCCAGCGACACUUAUAUUCUGUCAAGGAUCCUGUAAACGAUGAUACGAGAAAAAUCCAGCCACAAUGCAUAACAUGUGAUUUAGGAGAGGCCCUUUGGAGUAGUCGUUACUAUUAUACAAAUUGUUCACAUUUUGAUGCGUUUAUUACACCAUCAUUAGGUGCUGCAACUAGCUAUGGAAUUGAUUUCUACAUUUUAGAAUGCCAAGGUCCAGGUCUGCCGGUAUCAGGAGUGCAUAUGCAAAAAACGCAUAGCCUUAUUAAAAUUCUAUACGAUACCCGGCCCUUUUAUACGGAAAGGCUCCAAAAACUUGCACUACCAACCCAGCGUUCGUUUGAAAUUCCAUUGCCACAUGGAGGGCGUGCCCAAGUUCAAUUACUUCUCCCACCCAGCUGGAGAGAAGAGCUUCGGGAUGCUGCUUUUCCGGUUAUUGUUGAAGUAAAUGGUCGCCCUGGUUCAGAAUCUGUUUCAGAGAAGUUCAAAAUAGACUGGGGAACCUAUAUGUCAUCAAGAAACGAUAUUAUAUAUGUACGUUUAGAUGUUAGAGGUGCCAAAGGACACAGCAAGAAAUCGUUAUACCGCCAUUUAGGCGGGGCAGAAGUUGUUGAUCAAAUAUCUGUAUUAAGGUAUUUGCUCGAUACUAUUGGUUUUUUAGAUGAAACCCGAGUAGGAAUAUGGGGUUGGGGAUAUGGAGGUUAUGUUACAUCAAUGGUUCUCGGUACACAGCAGGAUGUUUUUAAAUGUGGCAUCGCUAUUUCUCCAAUUGCAGAUUGGCUUUAUUUUAAUUCUGCAUUUACUGAGCGUAUAUUGGGAUUACCUUCUGAAAAUUACAAAGGAUAUGUGGAAGCAGAUGCAACUCAGCGGGCGCGCCUUAUAAAGUCGAACUCAUUUUUCUUAAUUCAUGGAUUAGCCGAUUCUUCCGCUCCCUAUGUUCACGGAGUUAAAUUAGCUAAGUCAUUGACUGACGCCAAUAUAUUAUAUCGUUAUCAGGCCUAUGCAGAUGAGAGCCAUGACUUAUCAGGCGUGCUUGAACAUGUAUAUUCUUCAAUGGAGCAUUAUUUUGCGGAAUGUUUAAGCUUGGAUCCUGAUGACACUAAGCCAGAUUUAGAUCAAAGCAUUGUACCAGCUGAAUAGCGUAUUUAUUUCUUAGUGGGCAUCGAAAAAGCUUGAAAAAUCAGACUAAUUUUAUAAAUGAAGUGUCUGGAAAAUUUGACCUUCAAGUCCAUAAAUUAAUGAUAAAAUAUUUAAUUUGAACGCUAGUGAACUUUCAGAUAUAAGCCAAAAGAAUGAUAAAAAAUCUAUAAUUAAGUUUUGUUAUUUAAUAGCGUUUUGAAAGCUUAUAAAACUAAAAAAAAAUGGAAGUAUAGUCAAGAUUUUUAACUAUAUGAUACCCGGUGUUCUUUUUUCACAUUUUUUUGACUCUCACACCUGACUUACAGACAGGCUCCAGGUGUUUACUUUUUAAAGUGAAUUAAUUGUUCAAUUCAUAUUCCAUUAUUUUUGAAAACGAUAGCUUCUAAUUUAAUGAGCCUUAAUUUUGGAUCUUAAAAAUGUAGCUUAACAAUAAGCUUUACGUUUUCGGGAUCUGUGUAUCAGGUUUAGAGAUUUAUGGAUUACCAUGAUGACAUAAAAUGAAACUGGAUUAAAUUCACAUUUUGGGUUGUCAGAAUUCACUACACAAAAGUAUGUACCGGAGAUUGCCUGUUAAUCAUAAAACAAGAAAGAAAACUAACUUCGGGCGGAGCCCAUGUUGAUAUACCCAUGCAGUUACGUGGCAGCUAUAAGAUAUAGUCGGCCGACCCCGGCCGUUCUGACUAAUAUACUGCGUGCAAAGAAGAGUAGGGAGUGUGCAAAGUUUCAUAGUUGGCGUAGAAAAAGACAGACGGACAGUCAGAAAAACAGAUGGACAUGCCUUUAUUAACUCCGGAGGUGAUCCUGGUCAUACUUAUACUUUAUACUUCAUAGGGUCGGAGAUGUCUCUUUCACUGCGUUGCACACUGAAAUUAGCGAAGUAAAAACUUGCAGAGGCAGGGGUAUACAAAAAAAAAAAUAUUAAAGUAAAAUAUUAAAAAAAAAAUAAUAAUCUCAAUUACUCUUUUAAAAAUCUUUAAACUUCGCUUUUUUUUUACUAUUCCAACUUAUCUUUGAAAUUUACAAUCAUUGGGUAUUAUAACUUUUUAAAUAUACUUUCUAACCUAGUGUUACAGAAAGAUGUCAUUUGUUACUGCGGAGAAGGUGUUUUUGAAAAUUUGAAACAGGUGGUUUGUCUGUCCAAACAUGUUUGUAUUGACAUAGACUAAGUAUAGACUAGGUCUAUGUAUGUAUCAACAGAGAAUAUGUCUCGACUAGGGGGUUGAAGAUCGGGUUCAUUGGGGCGAACCCAAGAAACUGUUGCACUUAACAAGUACCGGGUAUUAAUUUAUGAAACAAUU